UCACUUAGCAAUCAACUGGGGAAGUGAUCAGCUAGUGACAUUGGUCCGUGUUAAAACAAAGCCUUCAUGACACCAGAGCGGGAUCUAGUUAUCUUCUGCUUACCUCCCCUUAUCGGACUGCGGCGAUGGCGGCAAACUCAAGUUGUCGGCGCCACGACUGUCAGCUACGUCUAACAUAAAAAGAAAUUCUUGUGGGAAAAUUGAGAUGAUCACAAGUGGGCUGAACGAAACCAAAGAAAUCACAUGGCUAGAGUAUAGGAAGCAUGAGCACUCAGGGCUCUCAACAGAGUCGAGGUGGGCGCGGAUACAACAACAAUCGCUGGGGAUGGAGAGGUGGGCGUGGCUGGCGAGGGAGAGGGCGUGGCGGUGGUGGUUACUAUGGUAACAGAGGCAGAGGAUACAGAGGUUCAUGGUCACGCGGGGGAGGGUCAGUGAUGCCUGAUCCACAGCCGGGGCAUGGCGCUGUCCGUAGACCCAGACAAACAACACUCCUGGAGGUUCCCUCCCCAUACUCUGGCUGGUCUAUCUAUUUCCCGGAUGAAAUGUAUGUGGAGCAUUCUCCAGUGGUGAAGCGAGUGCAAGCCUUUGAAAAGUAUAUACUCAGUUGGAGACAGCUGUUUGAUUUUAAUGACAUUGAAGUUAAGAAGUACUUCGUUUUAGAUUUCAAGGAUCUAAAACAAGACCAGGGUUUACAGGGUGGUAUCCCUGAACUAGCUUCUGAGCUGAAGGACUCACCUGACAGACUGAUUGAUUGUAUGGGGUUAGCCAUGCACCAGGUUGUGAUGAGCAGUAGACAGCCGAGGAGAACCAGAUGGGAGAGGGCACCCCCGCCCCUAGCCCUGCCUGUCCCCCUACACCUCUCCCCAGAGUACAUGCUAGGGUGGUCAAACUAUGAUCACAUUGUACCACUCAAACACCUCAAAGCUAAUUACUAUGUUUGUGUCGUGAAGGGGACAGUUGUCCGAGUCAGCAAUAUCAAACCAUUGUGCACUAAGCUUGCGUUUGAGUGUAACAGUUGCGGGAUUGAGCAGAGUAUAGCUCUCCCAGAUGGGAAGUACACCAUGCCAACUGCUUGUCCGAAUACCGAAUGUCGAGGGAGGACAUUCACCCCUAAACGGGGCUCUGGCCUCACACAAACUAUUGACUGGCAAACUAUCAGAGUUCAGGAGGUGAUGGGAGAUGAACAGAAGGAGGCAGGACGCAUCCCCAGGACUGUUGACUGUGAACUGACGGAGGAUCUAGUUGACAGCUGUGUCCGGGACGUGGUGGUUGUGUCAGGAGGGGUCAAGGUCAACAGUACGGAUGAGGGCCGAAGCAGGAACAAAGAUAAGUGUAUGUUUCUUCUGUACAUACACGCCAAUUCUGUGAGCAACACUAAGGGAGGUAAAAAGUGUGCUGAGGGUCAGAGUUCAGGGGUUACCAUGGAGUUCUCCAUGAAGGAACUCUAUGCUGUAGAAGAGAUUCACAGUCAGAAGAAUCUGUUUAGGCUUUUAGUUGGGUCAUUGUGCCCAGCAAUAUAUGGACAUGAGAUUGUCAAAGCUGGUCUGUUGUUGGGUUUGUUUGGAGGGAGCCAGAAGUUUACAAAUGAUAGGAACCGUAUCCCGGUGCGUGGGGACCCCCACAUCCUAGUGGUCGGAGACCCAGGGCUAGGCAAGUCACAGAUGUUACAAGCUGUAUCCAACAUUGCCCCAAGAAGUGUAUAUGUCUGUGGGAAUACAACAACAACAUCAGGGUUAACAGUGACACUGUCCAAAGAUGGAGGAUCAGGGGAUUAUGCCCUGGAAGCAGGAGCCUUAGUGCUGUCUGACCAGGGUUGCUGUUGUAUAGACGAGUUUGACAAGAUGUCCAACCAGCACCAGGCCCUACUAGAAGCUAUGGAGCAGCAAAGUAUCAGUAUUGCCAAGGCUGGGAUAGUUUGCAGUUUACCUGCACGGACAUCAAUCCUAGCAGCAGCCAACCCAGUGGGAGGUCAUUACAACAAGUCUAAAACUGUCUCUGAGAACCUCAGGAUGGGAAGUGCCCUUCUCUCCAGGUUUGAUCUUGUCUUCAUCCUCGUGGACAAACCAGAUGAGGAAAUGGAUAACAUUCUGUCAGAUCAUGUGGUGGCAUUACAUGCUGGGAAAAGAUCAUUUUCCCAUGCUACAGCUAGAAGAGGGGGGGGUGAAGCUGUCAAUGUGGAGGAUGACCAUGACAAAAGUCUUAGUGAGAGGCUGAAGUUAUCCUGGGCUGAAGCAGGCACAUUUGACCCCAUUCCUCACCAGCUGUUAAGGAAGUACGUGGGAUAUGCCAGGAAAUAUGUUCAUCCUAAGAUUGGUAGAGAAGCUGCUCGUGUUAUACAAGAUUUCUACCUGAAGUUGCGUAAGCAGCACAGCUCUGACUGCACACCAAUCACGACGCGUCAGCUGGAGUCCCUGAUCCGACUGACAGAGGCCCGCGCCCGCCUGGAGCUGAGGGAAGAGGCAACAGAAAACGAUGCUGCUGAUGUCAUCCAGAUUAUGAAGUUCAGUAUGAGGGACACAUUUUCUGACGAGUUUGGUUGGAUGGAUUUCCAGCGGUCUCAGCAUGGCUCAGGGAUGAGUGGCAGGGCUCAGCCGAAGAAGUUUGUGGCAGCAUUACAGAGGGUCAGUGAGCAGACCUAUAACUCCAUCUUCACUGUGGAGCAGAUGAAACAAAUAGCUAUGGAAAUGGGUUUACGAGUUACAGACUUUGAAGGGUUGAUUUUGUCACUGAAUAAUCAGGGCUAUCUACUGAAGAAAGGUCCCAAGGUGUACCAGCUGCAGACAGCUGGAUACUGAUGUUAACCAUGAAAACUUCUUGUCGUGUUCCCACACUGGUGAAAAGAUUGAUCACUGGUCACCACUGAAGGCAACGCUUGUAGGCUAUAGUUUGUUAUGGUAGGGGCGUAGAGUACAGUAUCAAAUGUAUGAUGUGCUGUCCUUGCCAAAACAUUCAGCUAAAGUGUUCAUCUAGCCCAUCAGCCAGUCUGCCCAUGACCAAUGAGAACACAGACUCAAAUCCAGCUCACACUCGCUCAGCCACAGCUUUCUCAUUAGGUAUGUCAGACACCUGGCCAAGGUCAGUGAUUUACUCCGGGCACUCCGGUGUCCUCCACCCGUAUACCUAAUUGCUGACCUGUAAGUGAACAAUCUCUGAGUAUGUGUCAAAAACCACGCCCAGGCAUACAUUGUACAUUUAUAUGUGAAUGGACAUUAGUAUUGUCAGCUAAAGUUAAAAUACACACAUUAAAAUGACACAUUUUUGUCAUGUUCACAGUUUUUUUGUAAAUAAACUUAUGUUGUUAUUUUUGCUCUAUUGUAUUUAUGUGUUUGUCUUUAUUUCUGUUAGACAUGAGAUAAGAAUCAUACCUGACACUUGAACAUUGUUAAUCUUGGCACUACGUCGCUUAGUGCUCAGCACAAAUAAGCCAAGUACUU
Messenger RNA from Liolophura sinensis, 3434 nucleotides. RefSeq names its product DNA helicase MCM8-like. The record is from RefSeq and is a predicted model, not a curated record. Lineage: Eukaryota; Metazoa; Mollusca; Polyplacophora; Chitonida; Chitonidae. Gene Ontology annotation, molecular function: single-stranded DNA binding; single-stranded DNA helicase activity; ATP hydrolysis activity. Gene Ontology annotation, cellular component: MCM complex; nucleus.